Molecule: messenger RNA, 1443 nt
Organism: Oppiella nova
Lineage: Eukaryota; Metazoa; Arthropoda; Arachnida; Sarcoptiformes; Oppiidae
Source: the annotation of a GenBank genome assembly
AUGAUACAGAAGCUUAUUCUUUUGUAUUACUCGGGAUUACGGUUAACAAAUACAUACAAUUUCUUACACAAAAAUAAUACCAUUCCCAUCGACAGUACCCUCUAUAAGACGGGUCAGUUGCCGAAGAACUUCCAGAUCGCGGGGUUCGCCCACAACGAGAACGCAACGGUGGCCUACAUUCGGUCGACUGUCGACCCCUAUGUGGUCAACACAUUGAAGGACUCGCAUGAGAAGCAACAGUACGAAGACUUCUGGAAAAUAGUGACGUAUAACUAUGGUGACUCAACGGCCACCAAGGAUUACGCACCCGUAGUGGACAUUGUGGACAAAUUUGAGACGGGUAAGACCAAAGGGCACCGAAUCGUGUACUUCGCACUGCCGCCCGAUAUAUUCGCCAAUACUUCCGCAGCGCUCAAGUCUACCCUCCUGUCCAAGACUGGUUGGACUCGACUGGUGAUAGAGAAGCCGUUCGGCAGAGACAGCGAGUCGUCAAAGGAGUUGUCGGACGCACUGAAGAGUCAGGGAUGGACUGAGGACCAGAUCUACCGCAUCGACCACUAUCUCGGCAAAGAGAUGGUCCAGAAUAUACUGCCCAUCCGUUUCGGGAACAACCAGUUGGAGCCCACGUGGAACCGACAAUAUAUAGCUAACGUGGAGAUCCUAUUCAAGGAGCCGUUUGGCACUCAGGGUAGGGGCAAAUACUUUGAAAAGUACGGUAUUAUCCGGGAUGUCGUCCAAAAUCAUUUGCUUCAAGUGCUGACUCUCGUGGCGAUGGAAAGGCCCGACACGUUAAGUGCUAGUGAUAUACGCGGACAAAAGCUCAAACUCUUGCAAAGUAUGGCUAACCUAAAGGUGUCGGACGUGGUGUUGGGUCAGUACGUGGGUAACCCUAAGGGCGUGGGAGAGGCACAGAAGGGGUACACCGAUGACAAGGAUGUACCCAAAAACUCGACGACAUCCACAUUCUCGGUGGUAGUGCUUCACAUCGACAACGAUCGCUGGAAAGGCGUUCCCUUUUUCAUCCGCUCGGGAAAGGCUACCGAUGAGAGUCGGGUGGAGGUUAGGGUUCAGUACAAGCCGUUGGAUAAGGACUUGUUUGGCGGCCAAUCCAAGCGCGAUAUGACUAUAUUCCGGAUACAACCCAACGAAGCCGUGUACCAGAAGUUUAACGUUAAGAGACCCGUAUACUAUGAAAUCUAUUCUCUAGGUAAUGCCUACCUUCCGGAUGCCUACGAGCGGCUACUAAUGGAUGUGUUGAACGGAAUUCAGUCUAAUUUCGUGGGAACGGAUGAGUUGGCGGAGGCGUGGCGUGUGUUUACCCCCGCCCUCCACGCUAUCGAUGACGCCCAAGAGAUGCCUCACGAGUAUGUGUUCGGCGCACAGACUUUCAAAGAGGCCGACGAUCUCGAGGCCAAGUAUGGGCUCAUCCGACAAAACAAUUAG